Colletotrichum karsti is the source of this 1974-nucleotide messenger RNA. RefSeq lists its product as uncharacterized. The record is from RefSeq and is a predicted model, not a curated record. Lineage: Eukaryota; Fungi; Ascomycota; Sordariomycetes; Glomerellales; Glomerellaceae. The transcript has 4 exons. The coding region runs from base 1 to 1974 and encodes 657 amino acids.
AUGGAUAGCUGGGGCUGGUUGGAUCCCCGGGCCGAGGGCGUAACGAAUUACGAUGGCGAUGCUUCAUUACGAGGGCCUCUCAGGGCUACCAACGCCUCCACGUCGGCUUUGAUCAACCAAUUCCGCUUUCAGUCUGCGAAAUCGAUCCGAACCUCGACUAUUAUCCUCGCCGUCUUCAACGUUAUUGCCGCCUUCGCCACCGCCGUUGGAAUCUUUUGGGACAGCUAUGGCUCCGCGAAGAGGAACAACCCCAAGUUCGGCUUCAGAACUCACGGCUUCACCUUCAUCGGACCCGCCGAAUCUUUCCCUCUUAUUCUGUCCGUCGGAAUCGUGGUGCAAGGCAUCGUAUUCGCCGUCGCUCAGUCGACUGGACUCGACCACUUAUUGACCCUUGGCUGCACUAUCACCUCCCAAAUGAUGCUGCCUGCGGUCUUCAUCGUUCCUUACAUUCAACUCGUCUUUGCCCUCGAAGUGGCAAUUCGGUCUCUACGAAAGAACCCCUUGCCUACUCGCGGCAAGUGGAACGUUACGAUCUGCCUAGCCAUUGUCGGCACUUUUCUCCUCAUCACCUACCUCGUCACACUAUUCGUUCGCCCUCCCAACUUCUGCUUCGCCUCUCUCUUCUGGUUUGUCCAGCGAUGGAAGGAGGGCUGCUUUGCUCUCCUCGUCUUGAUCUCGGCGGCGCUGCUUGGCUCUAUGAUGGUCAUCUUCUUCAGACUGCACAACAACGCUAGAAUCGAGAAUACCGAGCGUGUUGCUGCUUCGAGAAUGGUGUACUUUCUUGCCAUCGCCUUCAUCUCGACCACUCUCCUUAUUCCCUUUUUCUUCAACCUCUCAUUCACUGAGCAACGGGGCGCCACUGGCCAAGCCCUGACUCUGUCCAUGAUCGCCUCCGUCGUUGCCAACGUUUCAGGCCUAAUGACUGGCGGUCUGCACCUGUUUUUGCGCUCGAACACACUGUCGACUAUUGGACCCCGCGACAAGUGGGAAUCUGAGCGUGAUAAGCUCAAGGCCGGAAUCCGUGUCUGGGCUCCUAAUGGUGGUGACGACUACGAACAUCACAUGAUGAACCCUGUUGGCCGGGCACGGUCUCUUCAGCGUAUGGACAGCACCGAUAGUUUGGUGCCGGAGAAGGAAGAAGAGGCUCGUAUCGAAAGCCCUUCGAACUCUCCAACCUAUGCCAACCCGCUCCGAUCACACGCUGUAUACCCGCAGCCGACACGAUCUCCGGUUCGGGUGCCCGAGCCUGCCCAGGUCUCGACGUAUCAAACGCCGAAGGCCAUGGGCCACGCUCGCAAGAGGUCCUACUCCUUGUUCCCGCCCGACAACAACAACAGCACUAAGUCUAUUACUUUACUACCGGCCACAACCUACUCUCCCACCAACAUGAACAAUGAUGACGACGUCUUCUUCCUCAGACCGCCGCCAUCAAUCCACCCUCAGGGCAUCCGCCAUCGUCGCGACUCUUCCAUGGCAUCGUCAGCAACGGUGCAGAUCGGCCUUCGCCUGUCGAACGUUGACGACAUGCCUCCUCUCAACUCUCAGUACUUUGAGAACAACGAGAGCGUUCACAACCUGAACUGCCCCAAGGAUGAAGAGGUCUCGAAGCGACCCAGCCCUUUGGCUCAGGUUGACGUUGUCAGCGACAGUGGCUCGUCUUCCGACUCAGACUCUGAGGAGGACGAAACGCUCGUGCAGUCUCCUGUCCGGUCGGAGAAGGACCUUCGCCAGAAGAAACUUCCUGCUGCUCCCAAGGUCACUGUACCAAGACAGUCGCAGUUGAAGCAGGAAGAGGGCGAGCAGCUCACCCUGAGCCCGGCUGUCUACAGACCUGAGAGCCCCCAGAAGACGAGGGUCACGAGCCCUCAGGGUGUUGGCUUCAACACUCCCGCCCAGCGAAAGAAGACCCCAGUGAAGUGCACCAAGCAGCACUGCCAGUGUGACGCUGUCCACGACAAGCGUGACUGGAUCUGA